AUGCUCAUCAUCACUUGUUCUUCAUCUUUAAUGCAAGAUCCAUGGUGGAUUCUAGGUGAAAAAUGGAUACUUAAAGAUAGUUUGGAAGGUGGGGAGAGAUGGUUGAAGGAAAAUGGGAUACGGCAUUUGACUGUCAACGAGGAAGAAAAGAUCAAAUUAGUGAGUUUAGUUAGAAACCUAAGGAAGCAUUCUUCCACACAGAAUUCAGAAGAUGUGCAUUUGCUUGCUAUUAAAUCACUCAAACUAACUGAAGAUGUUCUAGCUUCAGUUACAAAAACACGUCCUCAGUGGGCACGUCUACUUUCAGCUGUUGAUCACAGAGUAGAUCGAGCAUUAGCCAUUUUAAGGCCCCAGGCAAUUGCAGAUCACAGGGCCCUUCUUACUUCACUUGGAUGGCCACCACCUUUGUCCAUGUUGAAUUCCUCAGAUUCAGAUGCAAGGAAACCAGCUGAAGUGCAAAAUCCUCUUUUUACAAUGCAAGGGGACCUCAAGCAUCAGUACUGUGAAAAUUUUGUCGCAUUAUGCAGCCUGCAGGAAUUGCAGAGACAAAGAAAAUCUCGGCAACUAGCGGGGCAUAAUAGGGAAGUUGCCCUGCACCAGCCACUUUGGUCUAUUGAGGAGCUGGUGAACCCUUUAGCAAUUGAGGCGCUUAUCAUCUGCGGUUGA
Molecule: messenger RNA, 666 nt
Organism: Camellia sinensis
Lineage: Eukaryota; Viridiplantae; Streptophyta; Magnoliopsida; Ericales; Theaceae
Source: RefSeq, a predicted model, not a curated record